Molecule: messenger RNA, 1873 nt
Organism: Solanum dulcamara
Lineage: Eukaryota; Viridiplantae; Streptophyta; Magnoliopsida; Solanales; Solanaceae
Product: DEAD-box ATP-dependent RNA helicase 38
Exons: 8
Coding region: 49-1569 (506 amino acids)
Biological process (GO): poly(A)+ mRNA export from nucleus
Cellular component (GO): nucleus; cytoplasmic stress granule
Molecular function (GO): RNA binding; RNA helicase activity; ATP binding
Source: RefSeq, a predicted model, not a curated record
AAUCUCUAUUUAUAUUUAUUCAUCUCCCUGUUUUCCCUUAACUUUCCAAUGGCCGACAGUUCUAGUACCACCGCCACCAGUAGCACCGCCGCUUCUACGACGGCAAACCCACCGGCAACCAAUUCGGUAAACCCACCUGUAACCAAAAGCUGGGCAGACCAAGCCGACGAGAUCGAUGAGCAGUCUUCCGCCGCCAAUGAAGACGACGUUACUGCCGAGAUGAAUGUCGGAUCUCUACAAGUCGAUGAGUCCAAAAGAGUCAACUCCACUCUCUCUGAGCCGGAAGAUUCCAGCAUACAAGCCGUUGUAUCUGGCGAUACUAUGUACAAAUCAGCGAAGAGAUUUGAGGAUUUGAACUUAUCUCCUGAGCUAUUGAAGGGAUUAUAUGUAGAGAUGAAGUUUGAGCGUCCUAGCAAAAUCCAGGAAAUUAGUUUGCCUAUGAUUCUUACGCCGCCGUACAAGAAUCUAAUUGCUCAAGCACAUAAUGGUUCUGGUAAAACUACUUGCUUUGUGCUUGGGAUGUUGAGUCGGAUUGAUCCAAAGCUUGCUGCCCCUCAAGCUCUCUGUAUCUGUCCAACCAGAGAAUUGGCUAUUCAGAAUAUGGAAGUGCUAUUGAAGAUGGGGAAGUUCACUGGCAUAACAUCAGAGUUAGGUAUCCCAGCAGAUUCUGCCAACUAUAUUCCAAUUUCAAAACGGCCACCUGUUACAGCACAAGUAGUGAUUGGCACACCUGGGACUAUAAACAAGUGGGUGACGGCAAGGAAACUGGGCAUGAGUUGCAUGAAAAUUCUUGUAUUUGAUGAAGCGGACCACAUGUUGGCAGAGAGUGGUUUUCAGGAUGAUUCCAUAAGAAUAAUGAAGGCAAUCGUUAAAGCCAGCACUGAGUGCCAGGUGCUUCUUUUUUCUGCAACGUUUGGGGAAAAUGUCAAAGCAUUUGUGCAAAAAAUUGUUCAAGAUCUUUUCGUGCAAGAUUACAACCAAAUGUUUGUAAAGAAGGAAGAACUUUCACUGGAUUCAGUAAAACAGUAUAAAGUGCUGUGUCCAGAUGAACUUUCAAAAAUCAUGGUGAUUAAAGACAAAAUACUCGAACUAGGACAGAAGGUGGGGCAAACAAUUAUAUUCGUUCGUACCAGAAACAGUGCAAGUAUGUUGCAUAAAUCAUUGGUUAACUAUGGCUAUGAAGUGACAACAAUUCAAGGUGCUCUUAAGCAAGAAGACAGAGACAAAAUAAUCAAGGAGUUCAAAGAUGGAUUGACACAAGUUCUUAUAUCAACUGAUCUUCUUGCUCGUGGAUUUGACCAAUCACAGGUUAAUUUGGUGGUUAAUUAUGACCUCCCUGUGAGACAUGAGAGUCCAACAGAGCCAGAUCAUGAGGUAUAUUUGCAUCGGAUUGGUAGAGCAGGACGAUUUGGGCGCAAAGGUGCGAUAUUCAACUUGCUGUGCAGUGACCGAGACAACAUGCUAAUGUCAAAGAUUGAGAACCAUUUCAACCAUCAAGUGGCUGAGAUUCCCUCAUGGAAGAGCGAGGAGGAUUUUGAGAAUGCUCUGAAGAAAGCUGGGUUGCUGUAAGCUGAGUAGAUCCGCUGCCCGUUGUUGGUUAGCAGAACGCAGGAGGUGGAGUUUCCUGAUUAGCCCCACUUUUCGAGAAUUCCUUUUUUGACAGUUUGACAGCCAUCUACAUACCACUGAAGCGGCAUCAGCAUUAGACUAAAAAUUGAUGGCUUGUUUUAAGUGAUCUUGUUAGUGUGUGCAGUGCUCCUAAAAGCCAGAUGUUGAUAUUAUUUUUCUUUGUUGAUUGCUCUCGGCUUCACGUACCAUCUUUAAUGUUACAUACAGCAGUGAAUGUGAACACAUUGCUUUAGUUUGAGGGGUA